Molecule: messenger RNA, 870 nt
Organism: Lathyrus oleraceus (garden pea)
Lineage: Eukaryota; Viridiplantae; Streptophyta; Magnoliopsida; Fabales; Fabaceae
Product: protein yippee-like At3g08990
Exons: 5
Coding region: 330-692 (120 amino acids)
Source: RefSeq, a predicted model, not a curated record
AUAUCAGAAUAUUUGAUUCUCAUGAUAUCCUUGGUGGUAACGGAUGAAAACAAACUAAGUGACAGCAUUCUAGCAGUAUUAGAUGAGAAACUUUAAAUUUUUACCUCACUAAAGCCUUGCGGAACGGGUGGGGAUUGGUUUGGCGUGCUCGAUCCAAUUGGAAACCGUCAUUUAUGAAACAAAAAUGACUUUGAUCCAACUGGAAACGAGUCCUCGCAGGUGUGAGGCGCCUUUAACUUCUUAAUCACAAAUCACAAAUCACAUUGCAUGCAUUUCAAGCUGGUUCGCUUUGUUUUCCUCAAUCUUGUUGGGUGUCUUUCUGUAGAAACAUGGGAAGACUUUUCUUGAUCGAUCUUGAACGAGACUUCUACAGCUGCAAGCAUUGCCAGACGCCUUUUGCCCUUGCUGAACAUCUCAUUUCAAGGGCUUUUUAUUGCCCUUAUGGACAGGCUUAUCGUUUUGAUAAAGUUGUGAAUGUUUCAUUCGGAGAGAGAGAAGAACAGAUAAUCAUCCCAGGAUUGUGUUCUACAACCAUCGACAUAUACUGCGUUAAAUGCGGGUCCAUUCUUGGAUGGAAAUAUGAGUCUGAUCACGUAGAGAAUCAAGGGUACAGAUACAGGCUUGUCAUUGCAAGGUCAAAGAUAUUGGGGCCUGGUGAAGACCCGAACGUACCACCUCUUGAAGAUGCUUGAUUACUUGAGGCCUAUUUUGAAUUAUACCUUCUAGAUGCUUGAUCAUGUAGUUAAAAUGCAGUAUAUCAGUAAAUAGAUACUUUACAAGUCUGUUAUUUUAGAAUUGGUAUAUAUGCAAUACCAUUCAUAGAACUUUAAAGAGUUACUUGAAUUGUAAUCGGCAUUUGUUUUUGGAUUA